AGUGCGGGGGCUGAGCUGAAUGCUUCCUUUGGUCGAACUAUUGCUCACAUCCCACGAAGUUACACCCACUCCAUGAAGUAACACCCAAAGUGGGGCGCUAGGAGUGUGUGCAGGCUUUUCAUCUCCCUCCUUGGAGGGCUGUGAGCUCAUGGGCACCCCUGGGAGAAAGGCAGGGAUGGGCGCUACUUUCUUUGGUGCCGUGUUUCCUCAAUGCUUAUUCUAACUCUAACGAGACUCCAUUUCUCUAUCCUUCUUUCUUUCAGAACUCUUCGACGAAUUUUAGAGACUCAUUGGAUGCAGAGCUGCUGAGAGACUGAGGGUCAGCACUCCCUAAAAUGGAGAAAACGAAUGCCAAAGACCAGUCUUCUCAGGGGGAUGAAGAGAAAGACCCUCCAAAGAGCCACCCUUACUCGGUGGAGACCCCAUAUGGCUUUCAUUUAGACCUGGACUUCCUCAAGUAUGUGGAUGACAUCGAGAAGGGAAACACCAUCAAAAGGAUUCCUAUCCACAGAAGGGCCAAGCAGGCCAAGUUUAGCACUUUGCCCCGCAACUUCAGCCUUCCCAACAGCGGGGCUCGCCCCCAGGCCGCCCUGCUCCACCACAACUGGUCGCCAGGGGUGCUGAGGAAAGUGUCGCUUGGGGCACAGGAGCAAACCCAGCCUCCGCUGCCCGGCGCCGCCCCCCAGGCGGCCGCCGGCGGGAGCGAGCUGAGCUACCAUCGCAGGGCCGUGUUGGCAGAGGCCAGCAGACAGCUGGAGGCUGCGGCCCCGGAGGACACCGAGCUGGGCCCCGGGAGCGGGCGGCCCCAGCUCCUGCGAGCGUCCAGCAUGCCGGCCACGCUGCAGCAGAGCAGGGCCCCCGAGGAGCCGCGCCUAAGCUCGGGUGCCCCCGCGCCUCCCUCCUUCCCGCCACUUCAGGGCGAGGGCAGCGUCUGCGACGGCGCCUUCGGCCCCGCGGAAGGAUUCGCAGGUUCUCACCUGGGAGAGCCGGUGCCGGGAACCCUGGAGCUGGUCCGCGAGGGAGCCGAGCCUCCGGCGGGUGGCGCCACCGCUGCCAGCCCCCUCGGCCUCCCCGGCCCUCCCUCCUCGUUCCCCGGUGCUCUUGUGGGGCCGCAGGACGCGGGAGCUGCAGAGGUGGCGGUCUCCCCCGGCUCCCCCACGCCAAGCCCCCCGCCCCUGCCGUCGCCCAUCCCCGAGAGCGAGCUGCCCCUGGAGGAAAUCGAGCUCAGCAUCAGCGAGAUCCCGCCGCCGCCGCCCGUGGAGGUGGACGUGAGGAGCGUGGGCGUCAGGGUCACCGAGGAGAGCCUGGGCCUGGCCGGCGGCGUCUCCGGCCUGGAGUGGCAGGUCUCGGCCCUCCAGGGCGAGCUGUCUGGAAGAACCGAGGAGCUGGCGCAGGUCAGGGCUGCCCUCCAGCAGCAGGAAGAGGAAGUGAAGGCCAGGGAGCAGAGGAUUCAAGAGCUGGAGCGCGCCGUAGCCCAGCUGGAAGAAAAGCUUAGCCAAGAGACCGCCAGAGAAGCUCAGGGCCAGACUGAUGCCAUGGUGAACACUGACCCUCUCCAUGGACUCUUGACCAGGGAGUCAUGUGACAAGAGCACUGAGGUCAACCUUCCGGGCGUCACAGAAUCUGAAAGCUGGGGAGCCCACGGGGCGGAGAAUGGUCUCCUAUGGGGGCAAGACAGCCCCAAGCAAGGGGAUCAGAGCCCAACAGAACAUGUGCUACCGCCCCAGCUGUCACUGCUGCAGGGACCCGAGAAGGUCCUCUCCUCCUCUUUAGGUAGCUGCCUCUCCACCGAACUCAGGAUUGAAGAAGCAGACUCAGAGCAGGAGGGAGACCCUCAGGGAGGAGCCGAGGGCCUGGCCAGGGGAGCAGGAGGCUUUCCGUGGAGCAGUGACAGAAAGACUCCCCCAGCAGGGAGGCAGGAGCCCAGUUCAGAGCUCCCAGGGAAGGAGCACCCGGGAAGGCCACCAAGCUCACCAACAGAUGCCACCCUUGGGCAAUACGUGAAGAAGAUCCAGGAGCUCCUGCAGGAGCAGUGGAGCUGCCUGGAGCACGGGUACCCGGAGCUGGCCAGCGCCAUCCGGCAGCCGGCCUCCAAGCUGAGCAGCAUCCAGAGCCAGCUGCUGAGCUCCCUCAACCUGCUGCUGUCUGCCUACUCGGCCCAGGCCCCCCAGCACAAGGAGCCCCCGGCCCCCUCCUCCCCACCGAAGGAGAUCUCCCCGUCAACCAGCCUUAAAUCCAUAAUGAAAAAGAAAGACUAUGGCUUCCGUGCAGGAGGUAAUGGGACCAAAAAGAACCUUCAGUUUGUUGGGGUUAACGGUGGCUAUGAGACCACCUCAAGUGAGGAGACCAGCGGCGAGGACAGCUCCCCAGAAGACUUGUCUGACAGCGAGGCUGAGAAGAAAUGUGAUGGCCCAGAACACAGGUGUACCAAGGACGCCCACCCCAGCUGCGAGGCCGGGCAGGGCGUCCCCGAGGGCACCCGCCACCCAGGCCAGGAAAGUGGGCCUGGGGAAGAAGUCCCCCACUCCAAGGCUGAGAGAUAUAAACCCUCGGAAGAAUUUCUUACUGCAUGCCGGGCAUUGAGCCAACAGCUGCCGGAAACUGGGACCUCCACCGACCAGCUCUUGAGGCAAAGCUUGAACACCGUCAGUCAGGAGUGGUUCCGCGUCUCCAGCCGGAAGUCGUCUAGCCCUGCCAUGGUGGCUGCCUACCUGCACGGGGUCCAGCCUCACUCCCCACAUUUCCUGAAGCUGCUUGUCAACCUGGCUGAUCGCAACGGGAACACUGCCCUUCACUACAGCGUGUCCCACUCCAACUUCUCCAUCGCAAAGCUGCUGCUGGAGACAGGCGUCUGCAAUGUGGACCAUCAGAACAAAGCUGGCUACACUGCUGUGAUGAUCACUCCGUUGGCUUCUCCGGAGACCGAUGAAGACAUGGCUGUCGUCUGGAAGCUCUUAAGAGAAGGAAAUGUGAACAUCCAAGCUACUCAGGGAGGCCAGACUGCGCUGAUGCUGGGAGUCGCCCAUGACAGGGAGGACAUGGUUCAAGCGCUACUGAGCUGCCAGGCAGAUGUCAACCUGCAGGACCACGAUGGAUCCUCGGCCCUCAUGCUGGCCUGUCACCAUGGCAACGCCGACAUGGUGCGGCUGCUCCUGGCACACCCAGCCUGCGACAGCAGCCUGACUGACAAGGCUGGCCGCACAGCUUUGUCCAUCGUUCUGAAAUCACCCACCCAUAUGGAAAUCGCAGGGCUUCUGCGGGCCCACGCGGAGCAGGGCAGGUCCCUGGGGCCGUAGUGGCUGUGGAACUGGCAGCCGGAACAAAAGGCUCCUUCUCUGGACUCCUCCCUCACCCUCGGAGAGGGCAGGGGUCACAGCCAGAGGGCCACCCCUCCAGAGAAGAAACUAUGUCAAAUAUGCACAUACAUUCCUGUCUGUGUAAUUCUGCUCAUUAGGACGCUUUGUAGUUUUUGCCUUAGGCCAAGCCCCAAAACUACACGGGCUUCAGCACAGGGUUCAAGGUGCAAGGUGAGGGCUGCACUGGUGUCAUCCAAAAAUCCAAAGUAUCUUCAGCCUGGAAUUCCUCGUGACUCUACCCACUGUAGCACCGUGUAGCAAGCAGGCAGGCAGGAGCACAGUAGCACAUUAGAAAAGCAAUACUUUUUACAUGGAAUUUUGAAGUGCACUGUCUUUUUGUUUUUUUAAAAAAAGCAUAUAUAAAUAUGUCCCAUUGAAUAUGCAUGUCUAGAGAGGACGGGAGGGGAUUUAAUUCACCUGCUGGCAGUCGUUCUCUAGAGGACCCUAGGAGAAUCACCAUGCAGAUGGGUAAAACAGAAUAAGCUGAAUAAGCCACAUUUGGGGGCUUUGUUUCAAUGGCGUUGACAGAGAAAUCUUAAAUUCAGGGGAGUUAGGAAGAAGCACAUUGGUGUCGAUGCCAGAGGUACAGUCUUGACCAUUUUCGAGUCAUCAAGUGGCUCCAAUUUGCUCCAGGGAAAUUAGAAUUAAUUAAAAAAUUCAAUCCAAUGACACACACCACACAUAUUUAGGCAGAGUCCAGUGAUAAUCAGGUAUUCCGAACCUGUGAAAGAAAUUAAUGAAUUGAAGUGAGCUUCCUCCUGGGGAUGAGCUAUUGUCAUCUGGAAGGCGCCACAUUUCCUCCAUAGCCUCAUCCACAGCCUCACGGUGGUCCCGGGUGCUUUCCCCCCAUCCUCGAUGGCAAACAUCUGCCCUGAGGUUUCCCGAGGCUCCUGGCUGCGGAGCCUCCCAGCCUGGCCUCAGCAGGAGCGUGGGACUGGGCAGCGCAGGGCAGGGCCCUCCCUGCACGUGCCUGGUUGCUAUUCGGUAGCUCACUUAAGGGUUACCUGAAUGUGUUCUUUCUUAAAAUCCCUUAUGCAAACUCUCCCC
This is a messenger RNA of Microcebus murinus (gray mouse lemur), 4403 nucleotides long. RefSeq names its product KN motif and ankyrin repeat domains 4 (gene KANK4). Gene Ontology annotation, biological process: negative regulation of actin filament polymerization. Gene Ontology annotation, cellular component: cytoskeleton; cytoplasm. Lineage: Eukaryota; Metazoa; Chordata; Mammalia; Primates; Cheirogaleidae. The record is from RefSeq and is a predicted model, not a curated record. Gene Ontology annotation, molecular function: protein binding.